Ostrea edulis (European flat oyster) is the source of this 1153-nucleotide messenger RNA. RefSeq lists its product as uncharacterized. The transcript has 2 exons. The coding region runs from base 1 to 1065 and encodes 354 amino acids. The record is from RefSeq and is a predicted model, not a curated record. NCBI's taxonomy places the organism in Eukaryota, Metazoa, Mollusca, Bivalvia, Ostreida, Ostreidae.
AUGUUGAAGCUGUUGUGCUUCGUCGCUUUCCUCUCUGUAGCCCUUAGUACUGGUUACGGAGGCAAAGGUGGUUAUGGUGGAAGUUCCUAUGGAGGCAAAGGCGGCUAUCCAGUAGUUUUCUUUGGAGGCAAAGGCGGCUAUCCAGUAUUUUUCUUUGGAGGCAAAGGUGGCUAUGUCAAAAAUUACUAUGGAGGCAAAGGUGGAUAUGGAUGGGGUUCCUAUGGCGGCAAAAGCGGUUAUCCAGUAGUUUACUAUGGAGGCAAAGGUGGCUAUGGAGGAGAUUACUAUGGAGACAAAGGUGGCUAUGGAGGUAGUUCCUAUGGAGGCAAAGGCGGCUAUCCAGUAGUUUUCUUUGGAGGCAAUGGUGGCUAUGUCAGAAAUUACUAUGGAGGCAAAGGUGGAUAUGGAGGGGGUUCCUAUGGCGGCAAAAGCGGUUAUCCAGUAGUUUACUAUGGAGGCAAAGGUGGCUAUGGAGGAGAUUACUAUGGAGGCAAAGGUGGCUAUGGAGGAGAUUACUAUGGAGGCUUUGGAUAUGGAGAGGGUUCCUAUGGAGGCAAAGGUGAUUAUCAAGUAGUUUACAAUGGAGGCAAAGGCGGCUAUGGAGGAGAUUACUAUGGAGGAAAAGGCAGCAAUGGAAGAGGUUCCUAUGGAGGAAAAGGCGUCUAUGGAGAAGGUUCCUAUGGAGGAAAAGGCGGCUAUGGAGGAGGUUCCUAUGGAGGAAAAGGCGGCUAUGGAGGAGGUUCCUAUGGAGGAAAAGGCGGCUAUGGAGGAGGUUCCUAUGGAGGAAAAGGCGGCUAUGGAGAAGGUUCCUAUGGAGGAAAAGGCGGCUAUGGAGGAGUUUCCUAUGGAGGAAAAGGCGGCUAUGGAGGAGGUUCCUAUGGAGGAAAAGGCGGCUAUGGAGGAGGUUCCUAUGGAGGAAAAGGCGGCUAUGGAGGAAGUUUCUAUGUUGGCUUAGGUUAUGGAGGUGAUUCCUAUCGAGGCAAAGGUUACGGAGGGGUUUAUUACAAUGGUGGUUUCGGAUCCGGUGGCGCCUCUGGGAGAUCUUUCGGAAAAGAUUACUACUGAAAACUAGGAAUCAAUGGUCUUCUUGAAGAGUGUAUAUGGGAUUAUGUGUGUGUACAUUAUUUCUACUUCAUUAAUAAAAUAUGGAAUG